UCGAGCCAUUUCAAUCAGAGAUUGAUCAAGUUCUCGUCAGUUCAUUAGAUCGACAGUACGACCUUCUCGUAGUUACUGCAGACAAAAGUGUGAUAAAAUCUUCAAUUUUUUCUAAAUGACGUCUUGUUUUUUUUUAAAAAUGUUGCAUUCCAUACUAGGUAUUUGAACUUUGAAGUACGAAUAUUGUUCGCAGACAUUCUCGUCUACUGCAGCCCUAUCACCAGCGCACAUGAAGAAGAUGGAAAUUCUAUUGAGUUUUGUAUAUUUCAACUUGGCGUUUGCAUUCGCCGACUGGGAACAGACGAAAAUAUUGACUAAAAAGGGAGUUAAUGUAUCAGAUCCUUAUUUAGCCUCGACACAAGUCGCAGUUAAUUUUCAAGCUAUGAUUGAAAAUUCUAUAAUGUGGAUCGAUAAAUCGCUCUUCAUUGAUCAGAUCUGGAAAGAGUACCAAUACACAACUUUUAUAAAUACUUCGCCGAGGCGGUGGGGAAAGACGAUAUUACUAACCAUGUUGCAAUUUUACCAUCAGCUACCCAUUGAUGAUUUUGGAAAUGUGGAAAACAGAGACAAAUCUGCUAAUUACCUUUAUUUCACCAAAGGUAUAAUAACUACCGAUACCAAGGAUUCUGAAACUGACAGUCCACCGUUGAUUUCUCAGCGUGAAACCGUUAAUAACGAUCAUUUGGCAAGGCAUCCUGUUAUAAUGAUAGAUGGUACGAUGCUCACAAUUGAUGGUGGCUUGAGCCGUUUUCGUUCUAUGAUAGAAAAAGUUUAUCGCAGUCACCACUAUUUACACCAUUAUUUGAAGAUCAAAUCCACUAACCUUACUGCCACAAUCUCCGAGCGGGCAGGUGCUCAGUUAUGGUUGCAGAAAAUAGAUAAAUAUUACGUUUCAAGGAGUGAUCUAUCCGAAGGCGAAGUAGUGCGAAGCAUCGAAAUUUUGAGUUCAGCACUGCAUGAAGUGUAUGGGAAAAAAGUGAUAAUUUUAAUGGACGAAUACGAUGCUUUCGCUUCCAACACAUAUUUUCAUGAAGCUUUAGCACACUCAUUACCAUCAAAGAAGACUACUGAUGAUUUUGUAAAGCUCUUGAAAGAAUUCAUGCAGGCUACAUUCAAAACUAACACACAUUUUGAAAAAGGUUUUAUCACUGGUAUCCUGCCCAUCAGAGAGACAUCCGGACUCUCUGGUUUGAAUAACGUCGAUUUGAGGCACGGGUUUGGCGUCAAGGAUUUCUUCCCUUAUUACGGAACUUUUGAAGAAGAAUUUCGAAUACUAUAUUCCAAAAGGGGUAUUAAUCAAACAAAAAUGGAGAAUGCAGUUGAUAAAUAUGAUGGAUAUAGGACAUUGAGUCAUCUUGCUGUGCCUAUGUUCGCUCCUUUAUCUGCGAUUGGGUUUAUCAACUCGCAAGUAGUGACUGAUUAUUGGACAAUAUCCGGUAAGACUGAAAUUGUUAAUAAACUAUUUACACACGAUGAUUUCAAAAAAGAUGUCGGCGAGUUAUUUAAAAGUUGGCGGACCAAGACCACAAUCCUAUCAAUUUCAUAUGAUAAAAUGACAUCACUUACAUUGAGCGAUUUCGAAAUUAUUUAUAAUAUUACGUUCAACAUGUUAAAAUACGACUCAGCAGAACACUCAGAUAUUGUAUUUUCACUUUUGAUGGCCAUGGGAUACGUGUCGGUUCAUCCCCACCAAAUUGCACCGGAAGACUACCAGAAUAUGAAGGUUUUCAUUACAAUACCAAACUUCGAAGUUUACUAUCAAUAUAAAAAGCAUUUUCUCAAAUCAUCGAAAUUGGUUCCCCUUUCAGAUGAGAGAAAUACAUUAUCGAAUUUCAUAAAACAAAAACAAGAUGAUUGUAGCACGUUAGGUCCAUUAGCCAAAUCCUUAUCCCAAUAUUUGAUUCGUGUGUUGGGUGACAAACGUUUCGGGGAGUGCGAAAUAAAGGCAAACUUAUUAUCCGAAAUGUUGAAUCGUCGGUUUGCUGGUAAUGAAAAAAUUGUCGAAUCCUUUCUUUUGUCAUAUUUCAUCAGUGCAAUGGAAACUAAAAGAACAUUAGAAGACUGUAGUCCAUCAGAAAAGUAUCGAAUGGCAGAACAGGUUAAUUUUGUAGACGAAGUAACUAGCAGACAAAUAAUCGAUUUAGUCUUCACAGAUAAAUAUAAAUCGACCAUGUUGCUAGUUGAACUAAAAUAUGUCAAGCAAAAAAUGACACCCAGCGAAGAGAAAAAGUGGAGUUUGCCCAAGGCCUUUCAGCAGAGCCUUAGUUAUAUGACUGUCUUUCGGAAUAAGAAUAUCGAUGUACCCCAUGUCCAAUUUUUGGGAAUUCGGGUGCACUGGAAUGCCACUGUAGAGCUGAUGUGCAUCAGCAUGACACCAACCGAAGUAGAAAAACGAAUAGGAGAAGCUGAUACUUAUUUUGAAGAGCACAGCAAAGAUAAAAAAACGAAACCAGACCUUCGCGUGGAGUGGGCGGCCCACCAGUACGAUAAAAUAGUAAAAGAAACGCCGAACCGAAUAUGCAGUAGUGCAUAUGAUCCACAGAAACUAAACCCAACGUCAAUCUGCCAGGGAAUGAAUUCUAAUUUAAAAUUAACCCUUUAACCCAGAGGUCUAUUGUUCAAUUCUCAAAUAAAUUCGGUUUUUAAAAUGUCAAGAUAGAGGGCUAAAAUGUUGGGGGAUUUUUUUUCAUUUUUUUAGGAUUUCAGAUUUUUUAAGCCCUUUUCUAAUUACAAAUUUUUUUUUUGAAACUCGAGGCAGCCAAUCAAAAUGGGUGUAAGGUCUCUGCUCCGAAGAAGUUUUGAAUCAUUUGAUUUAGUUUCAUGGCUAAAGCAGAGACGCUCCAAAAAACCAACUUCGAUAGAGUGAAUAACUCAGAAGUGAAAGAUCCGUUGAAACGAGCCAAAGAACGAUCUCGAUAGAACCAUCUCGCAUAAAAAGUAUAAUGAGCGAACACGAGUAGGGGGAAAAUUACAUCAGAAAAAUUAACACCCUUCUUUCUGAUACACAUAGGGCGUAUUACUUCAUCGCAAUUGGUCCUCAACUUAUGUAUUUCAGCCAUAGGCACAUGAAGAAGUCGAAUCGGAAAAAUUAGAGUGGGCGGGUUCUGCGCCAGGAGGAUCUUAAAUUGUGUUCAGAUUCUUAUCUGAUGAUCUACUGAAAUCACUCGAUCUAAUUUGGAGGUCAAGUAAGAUCGUAUCAUGUUAGCAGAUUACCAAAUGGGAAUUUUGGGCGAUUUUGGAUCCUCCUGGCGCAUAACCCGCCCAUUCAAAAACUUCAGAUUUGACUCCGUUAUGUGCCUAUACGCAUGAUGAAAAUGCAUCAGAAUGGAAACUUUAAAACAGUUUUGGACCUUCCUAGCGCAUUGAUUGAUUGUGGGAUUUUCAAAAUGGGAAUUUUCACGCUAAUUUCUCAACCAAAAAAAAAAAAUGUAAGUUUCACUUUGCUAUAUUCAAAAUGAGUAAGUAAUAAAGUAAGUAGAUAUUUUUUGCGAAUCGAUUUGUAAAACAAAAAUUUUUGUAGGACGCGAAAAAUAGAAAUAUUUUCAUUUUUCAACAAUCUGGCAGUGACUGAAAAUUACAGUUGGGCAUUCCUUUUUUUGUACACGUAUGUACUAUGUGCAUAUUUGUACGUAUAUUAUGGUGUUCGCUAGUCAUGUCUUCAAUUUUUCAGAGCUUUUGAGACCAUUUUCAGAUGCUUUUCCAUUUUUGGUAAUUUUUCAGAAAAUAUUGAGCUUAAAAAAUACAUCUCUGGUUGAAAUUAAGCUUCGAAACUCUGAGCAGGAAUGAUUAUUCGCAAAAAAAAACUACUUAGGUACUCUUUUAAAUGCUGCGCCAUUUUUCAAAAAAAAAAAAAAAUCAUCUGCAUAAAUGUACAUCUUGUACGCGUAUUAUGUACAAUGUAUCUACAUCGAGCAAAAGCUUCCUUC
Messenger RNA from Planococcus citri (citrus mealybug), 3926 nucleotides. RefSeq lists its product as uncharacterized. The transcript is spliced from 2 exons. The record is from RefSeq and is a predicted model, not a curated record. The coding region runs from base 230 to 2602 and encodes 790 amino acids. Lineage: Eukaryota; Metazoa; Arthropoda; Insecta; Hemiptera; Pseudococcidae.